CUUUGCUUCUUUCUCACUCAAUGCCAACAACCUUUCUCCGCUUCAGUUUCUGUAAAACCCCUCUGUGCGUCUAAAACCCUAAACCCCUUCUUCCUUCAACCACAACCCAGACCUGUCAUCACCAAAUUCGAUCUGUUUCUUGAAUCCUGACGGAAUUGCCGUAUUACUGUAUUUCUGGGUUUUAUUCGCUUCUUCGUCAGUGAUGGCUGCCAAAAUUCUUGCCAAUGUGAUUGUAUUGGGCUCGGCAGUGUUGGGCAGGGCUUUCGUCCAAGCAUACCGUCAGGCACUCUCAAAUGCUUCAAAGUCUGGUGUUGCUCGGGAAGCAGUACAGAAUAUCAGAAGAGCAAGCAAAUCUAUGGCUGAACCAGAGGCAAGGCAGGUUCUAGGUGUCACAGAGCAUGCAUCAUGGGAGGAGAUCUCGCAGAGGUACGACAGCUUGUUCAAGCAGAAUGCCACAAAGGGAAGCUUUUAUCUUCAGUCAAAGGUCCAUAGAGCUAAAGAAUGCUUAGAAGGCGCUUAUGCGAAGAAGGCUCAGGGGACUACGGAUGCAUAACUUGUAAGGUCAUAAUAUAAUAUGUUUCGCUUCUGUUCGGCGUUCAGCGUUCGCACGGCUGCUGUAUUUGUUCGAUCUCCACGAGUAUUUCCCCGCUUAUUGUACCAAUUGUUCCUUUGUUAUUAUGUUGUCAUAUUCUGGCAUUGGUGGAAAUAUAUACCUUUCAGUGUUAUGGGGAUCCUUUGUCUCA
Prunus mume (Japanese apricot) is the source of this 743-nucleotide messenger RNA. Its product is annotated as Protein Transporter, Pam16. The record is from RefSeq and is a predicted model, not a curated record. Gene Ontology annotation, cellular component: TIM23 mitochondrial import inner membrane translocase complex. Lineage: Eukaryota; Viridiplantae; Streptophyta; Magnoliopsida; Rosales; Rosaceae. Gene Ontology annotation, biological process: protein import into mitochondrial matrix.